This is a messenger RNA of Cyprinodon tularosa, 1422 nucleotides long. RefSeq names its product palmitoyltransferase ZDHHC1-like. The transcript has 6 exons. The coding region runs from base 393 to 1148 and encodes 251 amino acids. Gene Ontology annotation, molecular function: protein-cysteine S-palmitoyltransferase activity. The record is from RefSeq and is a predicted model, not a curated record. Gene Ontology annotation, biological process: protein targeting to membrane; peptidyl-L-cysteine S-palmitoylation. Gene Ontology annotation, cellular component: endoplasmic reticulum; Golgi apparatus. Lineage: Eukaryota; Metazoa; Chordata; Actinopteri; Cyprinodontiformes; Cyprinodontidae.
CCAAGGAAACGGCGUACAAAGCUACGUGCCGUUGAGCCGCAGCCGGACGGCAGCUAGCUGAGCUGCUUCACUUUCAGCGGUAAAGUCAACCUUCCGUCCCGCUGCUGGACGUUCCUGCCCAGCGAAGGCUUCUGUUAUCCGGCUGGUAGCUCAGCCCGCCUUCCGGGGGCUAGUUAGCCGCUUAGCGCCUCUAACGGACUGAGCGGCUCCGCUGCGGGGAUGGAGCCCAGCUAGCGGUGGAGCUGACUGGGACGGUCUGGUCUGGCCCUGUGAUUCACCGGAGAGACCCUCUGUUUCCCCUCAGAGACCCACCCAGGCUCGGUAGAAGCUCCGCGCUGCGGGCUGAGAUGAAGAACCGAGUCCGCGGGACCGGUCGCUGAGGCUAAGCCAGGAUGGACGUGUGCGGAAGGAACCCGAACCGCACGGCGCCGGUCAGUGAGGACGCUUCCCGGCGGUCCGACGUGCCGCUCUGCUCCCGGACAAACGGCUGGAGCUGGCCGCCUCAUCCCUUCCAGCUGCUGGCGUGGCUGCUGUACGCCUACUUCGCCAUCGCCGGCUUCGGUGUGUUCGUCCCGCUGCUGCCGGCGCACUGGAUCCCCGCCGGCUACAUCUGCACGGGCAUCAUGUUCGCGUGCCACCUGUUGGUCCACGUCAUGGCCGUGUCCAUCGACCCGGCCGACAACAACGUGAGGACGAAGAGCGACAGAGGCCCAGUCCCCAUGUUCGACCGCUCCAAACACGCACACGUCAUCGAGAACUGCCACUGCUACCUGUGCCAGGUGGAUGUGGGUCCUAAAUCCAAGCACUGCAGCGCCUGUAACAAAUGUGUGGCCAACUUCGACCACCACUGCCGCUGGCUCAACAACUGCGUGGGAAGCAGGAACUACAAGUUGUUCCUCCACAGCGUGGUCUCUGCUCUGCUGGGGGUCUGUCUGGUUCUGGUCUUUGCCUCCUAUGUCUUCAUUGAGUUCUUCUUGGAUCCAUCCAAACUGCGCACCGAUAAACACUUUCUGGUGCAGAAUGAGACAGGUGUGUGUCCACAGUGCAGAAUGAGACAGGUGUGUGCCUGUGUGUCCACAGUGCAGAAUGAGACAGGUGUGUGUCCACAGUGCAGAAUGAGACAGGUGUGUGUCCACAGUGCAGAAUGAGACAGGUGUGUGUCCACAGUGCAGAAUGAGACAGGUGUGUGUCCACAGUGCAGAAUAAGACAGGUGUGUGCCUGUGUGUCCACAGUGCAGAAUGAGACAGGUGUGUGUCCACAGUGCAGAAUGAGACAGGUGUGUGUCCACAGAGCAGAAUGAGACAGGUGUGUGCCUGUGUGUCCACAGUGCAGAAUGAGACAGGUGUGUGUCCACAGUGCAGAAUGAGACAGGUGUGUGUCCACAGUGCAGAAUGAGACAGGUGUGUGUCCACAGUGCAGAA